UGAGAUGUGAAGAUAUUGCAAAAGGCUGCAUCGUUUGCUUAUUGAUGUUUCAGUCACUUGCAGCAAGCACUCCUCAGGCGAGAUCAGGUGGUUUUGAUGCAGACAUCCGUCCUCCGUUUGUGAUGUGCAGCAAUGCAUUGGGAAUUUACGUCCAGGUAACUGCUGAUGCAGCUGCCCAUUGUGUCCCCUAUUUCCCGAUGAUGCACACUCCCUUUGGCACGGUCGUAAAGGACACCAUCCCUUCAAAAGAUCACUCUUCUCUUCUCAUUCUGUUCUCCUCUGCCCUCAAACUUGAAGGGAACUCUCUACCCUACGACUUUGCUAACAAGACCCUGACAUUUUCUACACUCUCUUCGCCAUGGCUUCCCAAAAUGCUGGGUCCGGAGCUCAAGUCAAACGCAGCAUUCCAGCAAGAGUGCAAUGCUCGGGCUCACUUGAAAUGAAGGAGUCGUCCAUGUACAGUGGAAUCGGUAUCUACACCGCAAAGGACAUUGAAGAAAAUGAGCUCAUUUUCAGCAUUAAGAACCCUGUGCUCGCUGUAAUUACGAAUGUUGAGGAUGGUUACAAGACAGCUUGCGACAACUGCUUCGCUGCUCUCUUCAAGGAACUUCGGACUGUUACGAAUCCACAACUUGCUUUUAAGGCAUGCAGUGCCUGCAAGAUAGCCCACUACUGCUCAAAGCAGUGCCAGAAAGCAGCUUGGAAGCACCAUCAUAAGCAUGAAUGCCAAACCUAUGCGACCUCGGAUAUCGGCGAUAUCAUUUAUGUUGCCCCAAUCAGGCUGCUCGUCAGAAUGUUGUGCCUCUAUACGAGCAACACGAUACCAAAAGACUUGUGGAACGAGUUCCUGUCUUUACCUUCUGAGAAGAAAUAUCGAAUCGAGGAGAGUAGAAACGCAAUCAAGGAAAUCGCUCAGUUCAUGUCCGGCGUCACAAAUCUCCCUCAAAGUCUUGUGGUGGAAACUUUCUCCACUGUUAUUCACAACCAGAGAGAUAUCUAUCUCCCAACUCUGAGAUUGCACUCUAAAACCGAUCCUCUAGCCACAGGGACCAUGGGGUUCAUGGGCGAUUGCAUCGAUCCUUUUGCAUCUUUAAUCAAGCACUCAUGCGAUGGGAACACUUGGCUCGUAUUUGAAGGCACCGAAUUGCGUUGCAGAGCAAUGAGAAGAAUCCAGGCGGGCACGGAACUCACGAUGUCCUACAUUCGACCAUCAACUCCCAGCUUCAUCGAACGCCGCGAGAAAUUACGUCAAACGUGGAACAUUGACUGCAAAUGUUCACUUUGCCAGUAUCCUUCUCCUGAACCCCUAGGCGACCUGAAGAAACAACUCACGAGAUACAACACACAUCCCAAGGAAGGUAUCACGUUCACGAAUCAACAACCCACACUUGACGAAAUUCAAAAGGAUAUCGAACAGAUGAAGGCUGCUGGAUUCGGCGCCGCUACGCUGCCGAUGCUCGCCCUCCAUCGCCUUGCGCUAUGGGCACACUUGAGCUAGGGGAAUGCAAAUACGGCAGAGUCACUGAUCAAGCUAGCUUUGAAGAUAUACUACGUUAUUGAGCCAGCACAGAUUCCAUCGAUUGUCCCACCACUCCACCUCAACAGCCUCUGGUUUCUGAUGGUGGUCAUAGAUGCCAAGUUGCUCCAUCCACCAUCUGAUUCCACAUCUACACCUCUUCCUGAACAUAUCAUGGAAGUACUCUCCAAAGCUCAUGGCUAUCUCACGUAUAAGGUUGUCACCG
Mollisia scopiformis is the source of this 1742-nucleotide messenger RNA. RefSeq names its product SET domain-containing protein. The record is from RefSeq and is a predicted model, not a curated record. Gene Ontology annotation, molecular function: protein binding. NCBI's taxonomy places the organism in Eukaryota, Fungi, Ascomycota, Leotiomycetes, Helotiales, Mollisiaceae. Gene Ontology annotation, cellular component: nucleus. Bases 359 to 1498 code for a protein of 379 amino acids. The transcript is spliced from 3 exons.